AUGAAGGACAUAUUAAUGAAUAAUUUGAUUGGAGAGAAUUUUCGACUUUUGAAAGUCAAAGAUGUUACGAGUAAACAUUCAAGCAGUGGAAGCAAUGAAAAGAUGCUUCCAAAAACAAGCAAUGACUGGUCUGUUGUUACGAGGACAAAACAAAAAUUCUCACUAAAAAAUAAUGAUUUAGUGAGAAUUGGGACAAAAAUUGAAAACAACUGUAAUAACCAUUUAGGAUCAAACAAGACAAGAGAUGAGAACGAAUACUUAUUGAAACGUCAUUUACUCAGAUGUAUAAAAUGCGUUGUUAGACCAAUUGGCACCACAAACAGUCUUUGUAAAAAUUCUGAAAAUCAGAUAAUAAUAUCAGAUCCUACCGUCAAUAGGAUAAAAGUUUUUGAUUUAAGUGGGAACUUGAAAAAGAUUGUAGGUUCGCACAAGAAUGGAACACCUUUGGAAUCCCCUCGCUGUAUAUACAUGUGUCCACAUACCAGAAUGAUGGUUGUCGUCGAAAGUCCUCCCUACAGAAUGAUCAAGAUUUUGGUGGCGAAUUUGUUCACAGUAACCUCCUUCAGUUACGAAGCAACAAACCCAGAAGAUAUAUGCAUGGACAGCAGCUUCAAAAGUUUUCUUCUGGACUCCCUGUCCAGGAAAAUUUACAUAUAUGAUAGAGCUGGAGUGUUGUUGAAUGUCUUACACUGCCCAGAUUUCCUCUACCCUUGCAACAUUGAUGUCAACCAGCACGAAGAACUGUUCCUCUGCGAUAAGGAGAGACAUUGCGUAGAGGUGAUCAGCUACGAAGGAAAGAAACUGCGAGCUAUAGGCGGAGAAGGAAUAACAGACUUUCCAAUUUUCGUUAAAAUUGGAAAAAACGACGAAGUCAUUAUAUGCAAUAAUUACGAAAUUUUAAAAAUAACAAUCUUCAACAGAACGGGUGAUACGAUACUUGUUGCAUUGCAAUCAAUGAUGAGAUUGGAGAAACUUCUCGAUGUGACGAUUACAUGCAACGGAAAAGUUUUUGUUUCCACAAGUGACUUGAAUUUAUUCAUCAUGGAAUUUCCUUUGAUGGCUUUCAAAAAAUUAAAAUGGAAAAAAAUUCACAACGUAACGAAAGACAUGAGAAACAGAAUUGAAUAUAUUAAGCAUGAGUAUCCAGAAAACCUACAAAAUGAAAUAAAAAGGGAUGAAAAAUCACUCAACAAGACUUCGGUGCAACUUGAUCAUCGGGAACGCAUCGAAAAACAAAUAAUUGAAAACAAUAAAAGCGAGGUUCCUAAUGAAAGUAAAGAUCUGAAAGACGACAUCCAGGAUGUGAUCAACCAUAUUUCAGACGAAAAUGAACAGUUUGAAGAAAUUAGUGAAAUGCAGCUGGAUAACAAUGAUGUUCCAAUUGAAAAUAAAAACACAGAAGACGAUAUUUGGAAUAUGUCUUUUGUGACAAAUGUUAAAAUCAAAAAUGAAGAGUUAUUUGACAAUAUAUUAGCGCAAAGUCAACAGUUUGAAAACUGCAAAAGAAUGCUUUUUGAAACGAGUGAAUACGCGUAUCAAGUUGAAAGUAAAAGCAUGGAAAAAGAUAUUUCUCCUACAAAGGAUGUCAAAGUUAAAAAUGAUGAAUCAUUCAACUAUAUUUCGAUGGAGAGUGAAAAUUUGGAAGAAAACAAAAUCACGCCAUUUGAGAAAAUUGAUGUCUCAGAGGAAGGCAUUCAAGAUGAUAUUAGAAGCAAUCCUUUUAAGAAUGAUAUCCACAUUCGGAGUAUAUGGAGCAACAGCAUUCCAACUCAAAACCUACCAAAGUAUAUUUGGUGCAACGUUGUCUUAGAACAUGACUUGGAAAAUCACAUUCGCAAUAUUUGGAGCGAUUAA
Helobdella robusta is the source of this 1854-nucleotide messenger RNA. RefSeq lists its product as hypothetical. Gene Ontology annotation, biological process: proteasome-mediated ubiquitin-dependent protein catabolic process; negative regulation of translation; protein polyubiquitination. Gene Ontology annotation, molecular function: ubiquitin protein ligase activity; translation repressor activity. The transcript has 3 exons. The record is from RefSeq and is a predicted model, not a curated record. The coding region runs from base 1 to 1854 and encodes 617 amino acids. Lineage: Eukaryota; Metazoa; Annelida; Clitellata; Rhynchobdellida; Glossiphoniidae.